Messenger RNA from Cololabis saira (Pacific saury), 2562 nucleotides. RefSeq names its product zinc finger protein OZF-like. Lineage: Eukaryota; Metazoa; Chordata; Actinopteri; Beloniformes; Belonidae. The record is from RefSeq and is a predicted model, not a curated record. The transcript has 3 exons. Bases 1 to 1305 code for a protein of 434 amino acids.
AUGGCGUCCACCGCGGCAGGGAAGCAGCGGAUCCCCGAGGUGGCGAAGGUGAAGAACGAAGCUCCUGCCGAGGUGCAGAUCACCACCGAGCAGCUGCUGAGAGAAGCCAAGGAGAGGGAGCUGGAACUUCUGCCGCCCAAGCAGGAGAUUACCGUCAAGGAGGAGCUCAACGACUCCAAGCUGAGGAAGAGGAAGAAUCAUAAAGGAAGACCCAAAAGAUACUGCUGUGAUGAUUGCGAACAAGUCUUCACCACUUCAUCAAACCUGAAGAUCCAUAAGAAAAUUCACACUGGUGAUAAACCAUACAGCUGUGAUCAGUGUGGUGCUGCUUUUACCCGACGAGAUCAUCUAAAGAAUCACCAACGUAUUCACACUGGAGACAAGUCCUACAGCUGUGAUCAGUGUGGAGCGGCUUUUGCCCAGCAAAGUAACCUAACGACUCACCAACGUAUUCACACUGGAGACAAGCCUUACAGAUGCGAUCAGUGUGGAGCGGCUUUUGCCCAGCAAGGUCAUUUGACGAAUCACCAACGUAUUCACACUGGUGAUAAACCAUACAGCUGUGAUCAGUGUGGUGCUGCUUUUACCCGACGAGAUCAUCUAAAGAAUCACCAACGUAUUCACACUGGAGACAAGUCCUACAGCUGUGAUCAGUGUGGAGCGGCUUUUGCCCAGCAAAGUAACCUAACGACUCACCAACGUAUUCACACUGGAGACAAGCCUUACAGAUGCGAUCAGUGUGGAGCGGCUUUUGCCCGGCAAGGUACGCUAACGAGCCACCAACGUAUUCACACUGGAGACAAGCCUUACAGGUGUGAUCAGUGUGGGGCGGCUUUUGCCGAGCAAGGUACUCUAACGAGACACCAACGUAUUCACACUGGAGACAAGCCUUACAGGUGUGGUCAGUGUGGAGUUGCUUUUGCCCACCAAAAUUCUCUAAUUAGUCACCAACAUAUUCACACUGGAGAGAAGCCUUACAGAUGCGAUCAGUGUGGAGCGGCUUUUGCCGAGCAAGGUCAUUUGACGAGACACCAACGUAUUCACACUGGAGACAAGCCUUACGGAUGUGAUCAGUGUGGAGCGGCUUUUGCCCAGCAAGGUGCUCUAACAAGACACCAGCGUAUUCACACUGGAGACAAGCCUUACAGAUGCGAUCAGUGUGGAGCGGCUUUUGCCGAGCAAGGUACUCUAACGACUCACCAACGUAUUCACACUGGAGACAAGCCUUACAGGUGUGAUCAGUGUGGAGCGGCUUUUGCCCAACGAGGUUCUCUAAAGAGUCAUCAACGUAUUCACACUGGAUAAAAAGUGUACAUUUGUGAUCAGUGGUGAUAUCAUUUAUUUUGAGAGUUCAGUUAAAAUGCACCAGUUUAGUUAAUUUAGUUUGAAAGAAAUAAUUGUGGUGGUUAGAUUGUGGGAAGGAAUUUGAAUAUUUUUUUUAAAAAGCAGCAGAUUCUUACAGCUGUAAGAGCUGUUCAGUUAUAACCAGAUUUAGAAAAUGAAAUACAAGAACUCAAUUCAAAAGUCUUUAUUUUGAACAUGAUGGUAGUGUAAGUAACCGAAAUGCUCGAACAUACUUGAGCAAUGAAUGCAAGAGAUUUUUUUUUUUUUGAAGCAGCAGCAGUUUUGACAUGUUCAAAAAGAAGUAAGAAGAAGUAAAAAAAACUUCUCCUACUCCUUGAAGUCAAUACCAUGUCUUCACAUAGACCCUUGUUAUUAGAUGUCAAAAAUUUGAUGUAUUGAGAAGUUACACAAAUUAAUUUUACACAGUGUAAACAUAUUGUUGUAUACAUGAGUAUAAAUUUGCGGAUACCUGGGUGAUUAUUGCCAUUUGCAGUUACAUGUCCCUCUAUAUGAACACUAUGUACCCUGUAUUCAUCUAUAUAUAAAAGCAUACAUUAUUUACCGUGUACAAUCUUAUUCAUUACGGGCAUUCUCACACAAAUAUUUCUAGAUGCAUUAAAGCAUAUAUAUGUAUAAUAGACAGAUACACGCACACCCAACGACGAAUGAGGAAGUCAGCCAUCCCGAUCGGCCAGCAGCAAUACAAAUGAUGAGAAAAGAUAUCAGAAAUAUUUGUUGGGCCACAGUCCGAUAUGAACUAUGGAUUGUGUGAUUAUAUGAACAGUUAAGGCCUUUGGACAGCUUUGAGGCCCUGCAUUCCUCGACGUGAACGCCUUUGGACCGACCUGGAGCUGAAGGAGGCCCAGCUGCUGUGCCCAUGUAUUCCCCUCAUCCACACUGGUCCUCAUCUGGACCAGGAGAGAGAGAGAGAGAGCAGCUCUUUAUCAGGAUCCCCUGCUGAGCGUAACUACUCUUUGUUUCAUCAAGAAACACUGACGGGCUGGAUUCACAUAAGAGGCUGUUCUGUGUCUGGGCAGAGAAACUUAGUAACACAUUUUAAAAGUUAGUUUUACGUUGUGAGCCGGACUGGUGAUCCCGUCACAACUGUGCUCAUUAGUUGAGUGUGUUUGUUUAUCUUAUUGUUUUCUCCCCUCAUUCUGCUCCUACUACCACCCCCACCCCCCUUCACGUAAUCUACCAACCCCCCCGUCCCACACA